CUGACAAGUUACACAAGUAGGCGGAAAUCACUCAGGCAAAACGCAUAGUAUGAGAAGGAAAAUAAUAUCUCAGUGUGUGAGUAAAUCCGUACGGGUGAUCUGAAGAUGAAGAUUGCAGUGCUUGGAGCUACAGGACAGACCGGGCAGCAGCUAGUAAAGCAGGCUCUCCAGCAGGGACAUAUUAUCACAGCCAUCGUGAGGAAUCCUUCCAAACUGGCAAUAAACCAUGAGAACCUUAAGGUGGUGGAGGGAAAUAUUUUCUCUGAAGACAGUCUGAAGCCACACUUCACAGGACAGGAUGCUGUUAUGUCAUGUCUUGGGUUCCCACCAUCUAUGUUUUAUGGAGUCACCGGCUACACUCAGUCUAUGACUGCAACCCUCAGUGCAAUGCGAGACGUCAAAGUGAAUCGAAUCAUUACCAUGACAUCAUGGUACACGGAUCCCAAUUCAGGGACCAGAUCUUCAUUUUUUAUCCGCUUCAUGCUACUGCCAAUAAUUCGGAGUGUUCUAAGCAACAUGUAUGAGAUGGAGAAGAUUUUGGAGAAGACUGAGGACAUCAACUGGACUGUAGUCAGGCCACCUGGGCUGCAGAAUACUCCAGUUACAGACAAAGAAUUCCUGACCCAUGAAGGUUACUAUGUGCCUGAUGAGAACGACUAUCCCAUAGGCCAGACUGUAUCAAGAUCAGACGUGGCUCGCUUCAUGCUCUCUUUGCUCAGCAACAACACCUGGAUAAAGAAAGCAGUUUCUAUCAUCACCAAGUGAAUUAAAAGCAUGCUUUAUGCUGACAAUGCAAGGGAAUUUAAACACUUUUAAAGCAAACUUAAAGAGAUUCUCAUGUAUUCUAUUCAAAUGCUGUCAAUGAACCACUAACUAAUCUCAAAUGUUUUAUACAUAUCAUAUUAGUGAAAUACUUAUUAUAUGCUCUGCCACUUUGUGAAUUUCCUGAAUUAAGUUUCUGCGUGGGUUUUAGUUAGUGGGUGCAUUAACAUACAAAUGAAGCCCCCCCCUUUUUAAUUUUUUAUUUCUGAAGCACUACAAUGUCCUGUACAGCUAAACCAAAUACAAAAUCUCAGCUUGGACUUGGAUAUUAUAAAUUAUAUUUGGUGUCAUAGUCUGUUAUUCUGACUUCUUAAAAAUAAAUAUUUGCAUUUA
Molecule: messenger RNA, 1155 nt
Organism: Ictalurus furcatus (blue catfish)
Lineage: Eukaryota; Metazoa; Chordata; Actinopteri; Siluriformes; Ictaluridae
Exons: 5
Coding region: 106-765 (219 amino acids)
Source: RefSeq, a predicted model, not a curated record